This is a messenger RNA of Paramecium pentaurelia, 192 nucleotides long. Lineage: Eukaryota; Ciliophora; Oligohymenophorea; Peniculida; Parameciidae. The record is from the annotation of a GenBank genome assembly.
AUGAUUUCUAUUUUUCAUUUAAAGAUAUUUAAAGGUGAAUUUUAGUGCAAUUUGAAAGGCAAUCCUAAACAGAACUACUCAGAAUUCAUCUAUAAAAUCAUUGAUUCUGAUUAACCUUAGAAAAUAUUUUUAAUGAUGAUUAAGAUUAAUUUGAAGAGUUUAAGAUUUUUUGAAAAGCAAGAUUUUCAAUGA